Molecule: messenger RNA, 2639 nt
Organism: Branchiostoma floridae (Florida lancelet)
Lineage: Eukaryota; Metazoa; Chordata; Leptocardii; Amphioxiformes; Branchiostomatidae
Product: protein SAND-like
Exons: 6
Coding region: 151-1860 (569 amino acids)
Biological process (GO): protein targeting to vacuole; vesicle-mediated transport
Source: RefSeq, a predicted model, not a curated record
CCUGAUGAGUUUGGAUCACGGGAAGGAUCCAACAUGGCGGCCUAACAUGUCGAGUUCGCGACUGUCACCGCAAAGUUCUCACAUCUCGAAGGGUUUAAGACGUCCCACGCCAACCGAUUACGGUUUUAACAGUGACUGACUGGCUCCAAGAUGGCCGCCCUGACAGAACCCACGCUCCCAGUGCAACCACUCCCUCCUAACGACCUUGAAGAGGUCACACCGGACGACCUUGUGGAGGAAGGUGCACCAGGCGCAAGCGAGGAUCACAUGCUCAUCGCCGCCGAGUCUUACGAGGACAUAAACGUCGCGAUAGACGAGCAGUACCACCGCGGGAAAGAUGAAAAGGACAAAACGAAAAACGAAAUCGAGCAGUCCGCGAGAGAACUGAGUAUCGAUGACAGAAGCACGACUCCCAGCGACGAGGGGAGGGAAACGCCGAAAGAGGAAGUGUCAUCGGCAGAAGGGAAGGACCGGUCGAACAGUAUGUUAGGAAACAGGGACCGGCCGCAGCACGUUGAGGAGGAGUGUUACAGCCCGGAGUGGAGACAGCGACAGAAACACGUCUUCAUACUCAGCGAGGCAGGUAAACCCAUCUACACGCGGCACGGGAACGAGGACAAGCUGGUUACCACGAUGGGUGUGAUGCAAGCGCUGGUCUCGUUUGUACAGGACAACGAUGAUAACAUCAGGUUCAUGAUCGCGGGCAGCCACAAGUUUGUGUUCCUGAACAGACCUCCCGUGAUCCUGGUGUGCGUGUCUCACAGCGUGUGUUUCUUUUGUUUCCACAGGUUCAUGAUCGCAGGCAGCCACAAGUUCGUGUUCCUGAACAGACCUCCCGUGAUCCUGGUCUGCGUGUCUCACAGCGCGGAGUCGACCCAGCAGCUCCUCUUGCACCUGACCUACGUGUACAACCAGAUCAUCAGCGUCUUAACCUUCAGCCAGCUCAGCAAGAUCUUCGAGAAGAAGAGCAACUACGACCUGAGGAGACUUCUGACGGGAACAGAGAAGUUCUUAGACAAUCUCAUCAACCUGAUGGACCGGGACGCCAUGUUUCUGCUGAGCGCUGUGCGGUGCCUGCCGCUGGCGAGCUCGGUACGCGACAUUAUCGGACAGAGCAUCGCGCAGUGUAAGGCCAAGGACCUGGUGUUCGCCAUCCUGGUAGGGCGGGACAAUCAGCUGGUUACCGUGGUGAGGAUGAAGGAACACAGCCUCCACCCCGCGGACCUCCAUCUCGUGUUUAACCUGGUGGACGCUUCCACGUCCUUCCAGUCCGCAGAGUCGUGGACGCCCAUCUGUCUGCCAAAGUUCAACUCUAACGGGUAUCUCCAUGCACACCUGUCCUACCUGGACGAGGAAUGCUCCGCCUGCCUGCUGCUACUAUCCGCCGACAGGGACGUUUUCUUCGAGCUGUCGGAGGCGCGACAGAAGAUCGUGACGCGUCUGAACAAGUACAACUGCCUGCAGGCCAUCCGCGAGUCUCUCGCCAAGGGGUCGUACAAGGUCGCGCAGAUCGGCAUCCCGGACCUCAGACACUUCAUGUACAAGUCCAAGUCCACCGCUCAGUACACAAGCUCGGAACUAGAGGCACCCUAUACAGAGGAAGGCGAGAGGCAUCGGCUGUUCGGGAUGUACCAAUACCUGCACCACAGGGUCCACAACUCCGCACGGCCCCUCAAGAUUCUCUUCCAUGUGGGGUCCAAGGAGACCAUGCUGGGAUGGAUCACCUCAGGGUUUGAGCUGUACGCGACCUUUGGCCCGCUGGUCACCAAACCGGCCGCCAUCAACGCAAUCAACAAGCUGCUGCGAUGGAUCAAGAAGGAGGAGGAUCGGCUCUUCAUACUCAACUCUUAUACUUACUGAGUAACCUUCAUCUUCAUAUCUUACAAGUUAAAUACUGAGUAACCUUCAUCCUGAACUCUUAUACUUGCUGAGUACCCUUCAUCUUCAACUCUUAUACUUACUUACUGUAACUUUCAUCUUCAACUCUUAAAUUUGCUGAGUAUGCUACGCUUCAUUCUUAACUCUUACACUUACUGAGUACACUCUGCUUCAUCCUCAACUCUUACACUUACUUACUAACCUUCAUCCUCAACUCUUCAAUACUUGCUGAGUACACCAUGCUUCAUUCUCAACUCUUACACUUACUGAGUAAUCUUCAUCUUCAACUCUUAUACUUACUGAGUAACCUUCAUCUUCAAGUUCUAUACUUACUGAGUACUAGGGGUGGGUACCAGUGCGGUGUACCAGGGUACCGUUACAGUUUACCAGGUUCAGCUCCUGACCUGGACCUAAUCCUCUGGAGCUGGGCCGGACCUGGACCUGAAUUUUCUGUACCAUUACUUAGCCCUACUGGGUACUCUUUGUCUUCAACUCCUAUAGUUACUGAGUACUAGGGGUGGGUACCAGUACUGUGUACCAGGGUACCGGUACGGUGUACCAGGUUCAGGUCCGGACCUGGACCACACCUAAACCAUACAUGGACCUGAAUUUCCGGUACCCAGCCCUACUAAGUACUCUUUGUCUUCAACUCGUAUACUUACUGAGUACAAUUUAUUGCAAGCCCGUUUAAGUCCUUUAACAUUGAAAGGAUUCCAGACACACUCUGAUGCAGUCCAUAGCUUUUAUUCUUCUCUCUUUGU